UGGCCAGCCUGGGUGAGGGUGGGGCGCCCCCGGGGGUCGACGCCAGAGGCGCAGAUGGAGCAGGCCACGCUUGGGGGCUUGGCGUAGGGCUGGGCCGCUCCCCGCCGCGACCUGGCAUCACCGCCGCUCCCCGGGGCGACUGGCAGCGCUCCCUCCCAGGGGGUCGGCGCCCCUUCCCGAGCCUGGAGCGCGGCCCCACCUGGCUCCCACCCCUCUCGGCUUCAGCUUUCCGGGCGCCCGCAGGGUCACCCCUCAGGUCGGGCAGCCCCCUUUAAGCGCUGCGGGAACUACAUCUCCCAGCCGCCCCGGGAGCUUCCUGACGCAGCCCCCCGCCCCCAGCCCGCGGGGAGGUGCGGGCCAGGCGGGGGGAGGUGACUUGAUGUCAUCCUGAGCAGCUGGGCGGCGGGUGCCGGUGCGCGCAGAGCCGGGGCUCCCACGGCGCCGCGCCGCGUCGGGUCGGGUCCGCGACUUGGGGCAGAGGUCUGCGCGCCGCCGGGCCGGCCGGGAGCCCGCCGGAGCCGCGCCUGACCCGGGGCUGAGCGGGGGGCAUGCUCCGGCCCCCCCACCGGAGCCCGAGAGAGAACCCAGGAGCGCCGCCGCCCAGUGCCAGCGCCCCAGGCGAACCGGCUGCGAAGGAGCCCUGAACAGCUGCCCCCUCCCCACGGGCAGCCUCUGGGGGUCAGGGUCCAAAGUCUGGGCAUCUGAGAAAGCUAGGGUGGGAACCCUAACUGGACUCUUCUGGAACCCCAGGAACGACCUGAGACCUGAGCCAUCUCCUCUCUAUCCUGCCUGCCCCCCCAGGACUGGGCAGUUGCCGAAGGCCCUGGGGGGGGCCCAGGACUGUGGUUGUGCCCCCCCCACCUCACAGAAUGGGUCCAAGUUAGUCAGCCCAGCCUCACUCAGUAUCCUCCAGGCCCAGAGGGGCCCCAGGGGCUCUGAAGGCUUGACCCGCCACCUGGCACCAUGGAGACGAAGCUGCCCCCUGCGAGCACCCCCACCAGCCCCUCCUCCCCGGGACUGUCGCCUGUGCCCCCACCUGACAAGGUGGACGGCUUCUCCCGCCGCUCCCUCCGCAGGGCGCGGCCCCGGCGCUCCCACAGCUCCUCUCAGUUUCGCUAUCAGAGCAACCAGCAAGAGCUCACCCCGCUGCCCCUGCUGAAAGAUGUGCCAGCCUCAGAGCUGCACGAGCUGCUGAGCCGGAAGCUGGCCCAGUGCGGGGUGAUGUUUGACUUCCUGGACUGUGUGGCGGACCUGAAGGGGAAGGAGGUGAAGCGGGCAGCGCUCAACGAGCUGGUGGAGUGUGUGGGGAGCACCCGGGGGGUGCUCAUCGAGCCUGUCUAUCCUGACAUCAUCCGCAUGAUUUCAGUGAACAUCUUCCGGACCCUCCCACCCAGUGACAGCCCUGAAUUUGACCCAGAAGAAGAUGAGCCCAACCUUGAGCCUUCCUGGCCACAUCUGCAGCUGGUCUAUGAGUUUUUCCUGCGUUUCCUGGAGAGCCCUGACUUCCAGCCCUCUGUGGCCAAGAGAUAUGUGGAUCAAAAGUUUGUCUUGAUGCUCCUGGAGCUCUUCGACAGCGAGGACCCCCGGGAACGGGAAUACCUCAAGACCAUCCUGCACCGGGUCUACGGCAAGUUCCUGGGGCUCCGGGCCUACAUCCGCAAGCAGUGCAGCCACAUCUUCCUCCGCUUCAUCUAUGAACUCGAGCACUUCAAUGGCGUGGCGGAGCUGCUGGAGAUCUUGGGAAGCAUCAUCAACGGCUUUGCGCUGCCACUGAAGACGGAGCACAAACAGUUCCUGGUGCGGGUCCUGAUCCCCCUGCACUCAGUCAAGUCUCUCUCGGUCUUUCACGCCCAGCUGGCGUACUGUGUGGUACAGUUCCUGGAGAAGGACGCCACCCUGACAGAGCACGUGAUCCGGGGAUUGCUCAAAUACUGGCCCAAAACCUGCACCCAGAAGGAGGUGAUGUUUCUGGGGGAGAUGGAAGAGAUUCUUGAUGUCAUUGAGCCCUCCCAAUUUGUGAAGAUCCAGGAGCCCCUGUUCAAGCAGGUGGCUCGCUGUGUGUCCAGCCCCCAUUUCCAGGUUGCAGAGCGGGCUCUGUAUUUCUGGAACAACGAGUAUAUCCUGAGCCUCAUCGAGGACAACUGCCACACUGUGCUGCCUGCCGUGUUUGGGACCCUCUACCAGGUCUCCAAGGAGCACUGGAAUCAAACCAUCGUGUCUCUGAUCUACAACGUGCUCAAGACCUUCAUGGAGAUGAACGGGAAGCUGUUUGACGAACUCACGGCCUCCUACAAGCUAGAAAAGCAGCAGGAGCAGCAGAAGGCCCGCGAACGACAGGAGCUUUGGCAGGGCCUGGAGGAGCUGCGGCUGCGCCGGUUACAGGGGACCCAGGGGGCCAAGGAGGCCCCUGUCCAGCGGCUUACACCCCAAGUGGCUGCCAGUGGGGGUCAGAGCUAGAGAUCCCCCCGAAGGGGAGGAGCUAACCCAGAGCUGUCAGUCCCUACCUCCCCUCUCCUGUCCAGGGGCCCAGAGACACACACCAACCCCUGGCCUGGCCAGUGGGGUCAGAGGGCUCCCUGCCUGGCCCAGCAAGGGCAGCUUUCACGGUGGGAGAGGAGGACAGGAGAUGGUGGUCCUGGCCACCGAACUCUCAGGCCCUCGUGGCAGGACCUGACAGGGCAAGCUGGACCAGGAAGCUGCCGUUGGGGAUCUACACGGCCCUGCAGAGCUGGGCUGCAGCCUGCAGGCGGGUUCCCACCCCCGGCUCCCCGCCGCAGGCUGGUGAGGGCACUCGUCCCUCGCCCGCCCUGCCUCGUGCCAGCGCGAGGUCCUUCCCCACCCCACCACGGGAUCCGUGGUCUAUUUAUUCUCCGCAGCUCACCUCACACAGAGGCUUUCCUGGGCCGGGUGCCCUCCUCCCCCCUCCCUCCCCUCUGGCCUGCCUUGUCCCCUUUUUAUUUAUCGGGCGGGGGAGGGGCGAGGGCACAAGCAGAAGAGAUUCCCCGUGACCUGGGCAAGGGGGGUUCACCGCAACCAUGGUCUAUCCCCCUUCCCCUGGCUGGGGGUAGACUUAAUAAAUUGAGAAA
This is a messenger RNA of Condylura cristata (star-nosed mole), 3086 nucleotides long. RefSeq names its product protein phosphatase 2, regulatory subunit B', beta (gene PPP2R5B). Lineage: Eukaryota; Metazoa; Chordata; Mammalia; Eulipotyphla; Talpidae. The record is from RefSeq and is a predicted model, not a curated record. The transcript has 14 exons. Gene Ontology annotation, biological process: signal transduction; protein dephosphorylation. Gene Ontology annotation, molecular function: protein phosphatase activator activity. Gene Ontology annotation, cellular component: cytosol; protein phosphatase type 2A complex; nucleus. The coding region runs from base 964 to 2457 and encodes 497 amino acids.